Messenger RNA from Candoia aspera, 3880 nucleotides. It is a transcript of the gene ATP13A1, whose product is annotated as ATPase 13A1. The record is from RefSeq and is a predicted model, not a curated record. The transcript is spliced from 26 exons. Gene Ontology annotation, molecular function: ATP hydrolysis activity; P-type ion transporter activity; membrane protein dislocase activity. The coding region runs from base 26 to 3574 and encodes 1182 amino acids. NCBI's taxonomy places the organism in Eukaryota, Metazoa, Chordata, Lepidosauria, Squamata, Candoiidae. Gene Ontology annotation, biological process: extraction of mislocalized protein from ER membrane; intracellular calcium ion homeostasis; transmembrane transport. Gene Ontology annotation, cellular component: endoplasmic reticulum membrane.
GCCGGCGGUGGCUCCCGGAAGAAGGAUGGUGGCGGCAACAGCGGAGGCCGGUCCCGGGCCUAGGGACGAGUUGGUGCAGGACGUGAUUCCAUACCGGCGGCGGUCACGUCUGCUGUGGGGGACGGUGUUGCCCUUCUGCGUGUUCUACCCGCUCUGGCUGUGGUUUUGGGGGGCAAGCGCCUGCGCCUGGGUUUGGGGGACAGCCGCCGGCACCGAGACCCCUGAGGCCGCGCUACUUUUCCUCGCCGCUAUUGGGGUCGUCCACCUUCUCACGGCGUUAGCCGGCCUGUGGAGCGUCAACGUCCACUGCUUGCUCUACUGCUGUUGGGUGCGCAAUCCAAGGAAAGCCACCUUGGCCAAAGUUGUGCCAACUCCAAAUAAUGGCUCUGCAGAACUGGUGCCACUCAACCGAGAUCAGGGAGAAGAUGGACAGGAGGUUCUUUCCUUUGAAUUUCAAAAAAUCAAAUACUUUUGCGAGCUAAGUGAAGGCAAAAAAUUCCUUCCUGUGGCAUUCCCUGUGGAGUACCCACUGCAGUAUUAUCAGAAUGCUCGUGGUUACCAGGAAGAUAAAGAAAUCAAAGCAGCAGAAAAAAAAUAUGGCACCAACAAGGCAGAGAUGGUUGUGCCAGAAUUCCUGGAGCUCUUCAAAGAGAGAGCAACAGCUCCUUUCUUCGUCUUUCAGGUAUUCUGUGUGGGCCUGUGGUGCCUGGAUGAAUACUGGUACUAUAGCGUCUUCACUCUUUCCAUGCUGGUAGCUUUUGAAGCAUCCCUUGUCCAGCAGCAGAUGAGGAACAUGUCUGAGAUCCGAAAAAUGGGCAACAAACCCUACAUGAUACAGGUUUACAGAAACAGGAAGUGGCGGCCAAUUUCCAGUGAUGAGAUAAUUCCAGGGGAUAUUGUGUCAGUCGGCCGCUCUCCCCAUGAGAACCUUGUACCAUGUGACAUGUUGCUACUGCGAGGAAGGUGCAUUGUAGACGAAGCCAUGUUGACCGGAGAGUCAGUCCCUCAAAUGAAGGAGCCAGUUGAGGAGUUGGAUCCAGAUCAUGUCCUGGAUAUGCAAGUGGAUUCCAGGUUGCAUGUCAUUUUCGGGGGAACAAAAGUUGUGCAGCAUAUUCCACCACAAAAAGCCAGCACUGGCCUGAAACCUGUCGAUAAUGGGUGUGUGGCCUAUGUUCUGAGGACAGGUUUCAAUACUUCUCAGGGGAAGCUCCUACGUACAAUCCUCUUCGGGGUGAAACGGGUAACAGCCAACAACUUGGAGACCUUCAUCUUCAUUCUUUUCCUCCUCGUCUUUGCCAUUGCUGCCGCAGCCUAUGUAUGGAUCGAAGGCACUAAAGACCCCACCAGGAACCGUUACAAGCUCUUUCUGGAAUGUACUUUAAUUUUAACCUCGGUUGUCCCCCCUGAACUUCCCAUUGAACUUUCCUUAGCCAUCAACACCUCACUCAUUGCUCUUGCUAAAUUAUAUGUUUAUUGCACAGAGCCAUUCCGCAUCCCCUUUGCAGGCAAGGUCCAGAUUUGCUGCUUUGAUAAAACUGGCACACUCACCAGUGACAACCUUGUGGUGAAGGGUGUGGCUGGGCUUAGAGGGGGGAAAGAAGUGACCCCUGUGUCAGACAUUCCAGUUGAAACUCAUCGGGUCAUUGCCACAUGUCAUUCCUUGAUGCAGCUGGAUGAUGGGACACUGGUGGGUGACCCACUGGAGAAAGCCAUGCUAACUGCUGUGGAAUGGACUCUGACAAAAGAUGAGAAAGUUUUCCCCCGAAGUAUUAAAACUCAGGGACUGAAAAUUCACCAACGCUUUCAUUUUGCCAGUGCCCUGAAAAGAAUGUCGGUCUUGGCUUCCUAUGAGAAGGUUGGCUCCACUGAUCUGUGUUACGUUGCAACUGUGAAAGGGGCCCCGGAGAUGCUGCAUAAGAUGUUCUCUCAGUGCCCAAGUACCUAUGAUGCUAUUCACACAGAGAUCUCAUGCAAGGGAGCCAGGGUUCUGGCACUUGGCUACAAGGAAUUGGGGCACCUCACUCAUCAGCAAGCACGAGAAAUAAAGCGAGAGGCCCUGGAAUGUGACCUGCAGUUCAUGGGCUUCAUUGUAGUCUCCUGCCCUCUUAAAGUCGACUCGAAGCCAGUUAUCCGUGAGAUAUUGAACGCUUCCCACCAUGUAGUGAUGAUAACGGGUGACAGCCCAUUGACUGCUUGCCACGUGGCCCAGGAGCUGCACUUCACCCAAAAGGAGCAGACUCUCAUUUUGCAGCCACCUCACAGUGAAGGUUCCAGCUGGCAGUGGCAGUCCAUCGGUGGCACCACCGUCCUCUCAGUUGUCCCAGAUUCACUGCAGGAGCUGACCAGCAACCACAACCUGUGUGUCACAGGGGAGGGUCUCACUCAGCUGCAGGCUACAGACUCACAGCUGCUGCUUAAACUCAUCCCACACAUCCAAGUCUUUGCACGUGUUGCACCCAAGCAGAAGGAGUUUGUGAUCACAACACUGAAGGGACUUGGCUAUGUGACUCUGAUGUGUGGGGAUGGGACCAAUGAUGUGGGGGCUCUGAAGCAUGCUGAUGUGGGUGUGGCUCUGCUAGCCAACGCCCCGGAGCGCAUCCCCGAGCGCAGGAAAAAGCCUCGUGAUGGAGUGGCUGAUGGGAGAACUGCUGCUGCCUCUUCUCUUGUUGGGAGCAACGUGAGGCCCACCUCCCGGGCUGCCAAGCACAGGCUUCUGUCUCUUAGAGAGGAGCAGCUUGCUAUACAACGACAGGAGAGGAUCAGCCAGGUGCUAAAAGAUUUGGAGGAGGAGCAAGUACCCAUUGUGAAGUUGGGUGAUGCCAGUAUUGCAGCUCCAUUCACCUCUAAGCUUUCCUCUAUACAGUGCAUCUGUCACGUGAUCAAGCAGGGCCGUUGCACGCUGGUCACCACGCUCCAGAUGUUCAAGAUCUUGGCAUUGAAUGCACUCAUCUUGGCCUACAGCCAGAGUGUCCUUUAUCUGGAAGGUGUGAAGUUCAGUGAUUUCCAGGCUACGCUGCAGGGCUUGCUCCUGGCUGGCUGCUUUCUUUUCAUCUCCCGAUCCAAGCCUCUGAAGACGCUCUCCCAAGAGCGCCCACUCCCUAAUAUCUUCAAUCUGUAUACAGUUCUUACAGUGUUGCUACAAUUUGUGGUUCACUUUAUCAGUCUGGUAUAUCUGUAUCGAGGUGCACAAGCCCGCAGUGAGCCCAAGAAAGACGACUUUGUGGAUCUCUAUAAGGAGUUUGAACCCAGUCUUGUGAAUAGCACUGUCUAUAUCAUGUCUAUGGCCAUGCAGAUGGCUACAUUUGCCAUCAAUUAUAAGGGCCACCCGUUCAUGGAAAGUCUAAGGGAAAACAAACCUCUGCUGUGGAGCAUCAUUCUUUCAGGACUAGCAAUUGUCGCCCUUUUGACUGGCUCCUCCCCAGAGUUCAAUGAACAGUUUGGACUGGUGGAAAUCCCAACAGAGUUUAAACUAGUGAUCACUCAAGUUCUGGUGGCCAACUUCUUCAUUGCUCUGCUCAUAGACAGAAUCCUGCAGUUCCUACUAGGCAGCACAAAGCUCAAAGUGCCUUCUUGAGACUAAUUCUCCCUUGGCAGAAGUGAAGUGAAGGACACCCAGAAAGAGAUACCACCAAAAUACAGCACUACAAAAGGAAUAUUUAUUCUUGGAUAGCUGUUUUAUUCCAGUUUGGGACUGGCAGGCAGUUUCUUAUUGUGUUAGUCUGGAAACCACAACAAAAGUUGUGCAAGGGCCUACAUGAAUCUUCACGUGUCUGCCAAACAGGACAGCAGUUGUUAAUCUUUGUACUGCCUCUUCACUCCUCCUGGAAAGGUGGUCAUGAGAUUUGAUAAUAAAAUGGCAAUCAGUGCAUUUUGAAAUAUG